Messenger RNA from Polyodon spathula (Mississippi paddlefish), 2342 nucleotides. Its product is annotated as splicing factor ESS-2 homolog. The record is from RefSeq and is a predicted model, not a curated record. Gene Ontology annotation, cellular component: catalytic step 2 spliceosome. The transcript is spliced from 10 exons. Lineage: Eukaryota; Metazoa; Chordata; Actinopteri; Acipenseriformes; Polyodontidae. The coding region runs from base 197 to 1627 and encodes 476 amino acids.
UCUGAGCUCCAAACAAAAUCGAAAUGCGUACUACUUCCUAUCGAUGUUUCGCAUAUCUCGGAAAUAUUUCUGUAAUUUAAGUAAACUUUUCAAAAGUACCGGUAUUACUGUACUCCAACAAAAGUAAUUUAGAUUAUAUUAUUACCCAGUUUACAAUUGCUCAGGCCGUAGUGUUUAUCAAGAUAUACGGGCUCGGAUGAUGGCGCUCCUCGGGAAUGAAGGCUCGUCUUUAGGAGCACUUGUCCCGAUUAAAUCGAACAAAACUGUAGCCAUUGGUGGCCAAUCUGGUGUCGAAAACCCUCCAAAAAGAAAGAUUCUUCAUGAAGAUAAUUACAUUGAGAGCCUGGAAAAGAUUAUCCAGAGGGAUUUCUUCCCAGAUGUGGAGAAGCUACAGGCUCAGCGGGGCUAUUUAGAGGCUGAAGAGACUGGAGACCUGGAAAGGAUGAGGGAAAUAGCAAUAAAAUUUGGUUCAUCGCUGGGGAAAUCCUCUGCGCAUUCUUCUGCACCCUAUGUCACUCCAGCUACUUUUGAAACUCCUGAGGGUCGUCCAGGUUCUCCAUCCUCAAAAGCCAGACACGGAGCAAGAAUUACAGAAGGAGGGAAAGAAAAGGACCAGGAAGAGAAGGAGCUACCCUGUUUGGAUAGUUUCUUAGCUAAAAACACCAGUGAAGAUAAUGCUUCUUUUGAGCAGAUCAUGGAUCUGGCAGGAGUCAAAGAGAGAGCAAGACACGCCUGGCUCUAUGAAGCAGAGGCUGAGUUUAAACAGCGGCAUACACAGAAUUUGGCAUUGCCAUCAGCAGAAAAGCAGGCAAUUGAAUCAGGGAAGGCAGGUGUUGAAACGUGGGAGUACAAGGCAAAGAAUGCAUUAAUGUAUUACCCAGAUGGUGUUAAAGACGAUGAAAGCUUCAAGAAACCACGAGAGGUUCUUCACAAAAAUACACGGUUCCAAGGAGAUCCUUUUAGCAAAGCUCUGAGCAAAUCUCAGCUACAGCAAGCGGCAGCUCUCAAUGCACAGUUUAAGCAGGGUAAAGUUGGUCCAGAUGGCAAAGACCUUCUCGCACAAGACUCGCCCAAAGUGAAUGGGUAUGGCUUCCUAGGCACACCAUCCCCUGCACCUGGUGUGACUGAUUCUCCUUUAAUGACCUGGGGUGAAAUAGAAAGCACCCCAUUCCGUCUGGAUGCUUCUGACACACCUUAUGUAGAGAGGACACGUGGUCCAUCCUUUAAGAUUCCAGCACCUGGUAGAAGAGAGAGGCUGGGCCUGAAAAUGGCUAAUGAAGCAGCGGCUAAAAACAGAGCAAAUAAACAGGAAGCACUACGGAAGGUCACGGAAAACCUGGCCAGCCUUACACCAAAAGGUUUAAGCCCAGCCUUGUCACCAGCUUUGCAGAGGCUUGUGAACAGGACAGCCAGCAAAUACACAGAUAAAGCUUUGCGGGCCAGCUACACCCCGUCUCCUGCGCACAGUGGAACCUCAGGAUGUAAAACACCAGUAGGGCUGAGCACUCCAAGUGGCACCCCAACACCAAGCGGUACUGCACGGACUCCAGCCACACAGGACCCUGCUUCCAUUACUGAUAACCUGCUACAGCUACCCAAAAGGAGAAAAGCAGCUGAUUUCUUUUAGGCUCAAAUAAGACAGAUUGAUGGAGGUUUAUUGUGACUGUCGAUUUUCUCAUCCACUGAAACAUUCAAGGAAACAAGGUGGCUUCAGUACUUGGGGUGUUUCCAGUGUUACAGUCACUCACUGAGCAAUUCAGCAUCUUGCAUCUAGUCUCUUUAUUCAGUGUGCAUUGUGCAAGGCAAUGACAUGAACUGAAAACAAUUGGAUAAUUGCAACUAGCCACAGACACCCAUUUCAGUGCAAGUUUGUGUUUUGAACAGACAAUAAAACCUAUGAUGUCAUGUUUGAAAAAAAUAUUUUUCAUUGCUUUAUGCAUAAAGCCAUUCAAAACCAAAUUGCACUUGCUAUUACUGUAUUAACUGUUUUUUAUUUGAGUAAUAUACAACAGUACAGCAAAAUGUAUUGCUGUGUCAAUUGUUCAGAUUUGCAUUGCAGAAAUACAGCAGGAAUGCCCACAGUGUAAGAUCCCAAAGUAACAUGCCACAUCCACACCAUUCCUGUGCCAUUUAUACUGAGAUAUUGACAGGUGAAUUGAGCACACCUAUUUGUUACAGCCCUUGCUAUAAGUAAAACUAUAAAAAUGUUUUGUUUGCAGCUAUGUACUACCCUUCAAAAAAAAUGUAACUAAAGAAGCGGGUUCCCCUUUUCAUGUGUUUGUGUAAAUCAGACGAUUGUUCCACAAUGCUGCUUUCCAUUGUUACACUUUGAUAUUCAGGGA